Molecule: messenger RNA, 2109 nt
Organism: Micromonas pusilla CCMP1545
Lineage: Eukaryota; Viridiplantae; Chlorophyta; Mamiellophyceae; Mamiellales; Mamiellaceae
Exons: 1
Coding region: 1-2109 (702 amino acids)
Source: RefSeq, a predicted model, not a curated record
AUGGCGUUCGUAUCGCGCGCGCGGCGCGACACCGGGAAGUUCGGGCCUCCCCCGGCGACGGACGGCGAGGUGCGCGUCUCGACGCCCGCCCCGCUCUCUCCGCGGCGACGCGCGCGCGCGAGCGCGCUCCCUCGCGGGUCAACCACGUUUUCGUCGAUCGCGGCGUCCGUCCAUCCGUCCGUCCGACUCACCGCGCCCUCCCCGACCGCGUCCUCUCGCCCCGCUCCCUCCUCGCAGGCGGUCGGUCCCGGCGCGUACGGCGAGGACCGCGCCUCGCCGACGUACCAGGGCGUCGCGCCGUUCUACUCCACGUCGCGGCGGACGUCGCUGAGCGACGGCGCGGACCGCGCCCCGGGACCGGGGGCGCACGCCCUCCGAUCGUCCUUCGCGGGCGCGCAGAAGCGCGCGACGAAGACGUUCAGCGCGUUCGUCUCCGGGCAGUCGCGCCUGGGGAAGCUCGACACCACGGACGCGGUGGAUAACCCGGGGCCGGGGCAUUACGAGGGCGCCAACGCGUCCAGGGAGACGUGGCCGAGGAAGCCCGCGAACCGGUGGAAGAGUAGGUCGACGGAGGAUGCGUCGUCGUCGUCGACGACGACGACGACGACGACGACGAAGCCGACGCGCGUCACCGCGAGCGCGCCGUCCGUGCCGACUAAAUCGCAGAGCUACGGGUACGCGGUCACCCCGGACGCCGGCGUGGUCCCGCGAGCGCCCCCAAUCCGCGGAUGCAGCGGCGUGAAGGGCGACACGGUCGGUCCGGCGGGGUACGCCCCCGUCGGGCUCGGGACGGCGUUCGGCGGCUCGAAAACGGCGGGGACGGAUUUCGUCAGCAGCAAAUCGAAGCGCGGGUUCGAGCUCGCGCGCGAGCGAGGGACGCUCGGCGACGGCCCGCCGUCUCCCGGGACGUCGUACCUCGGCGAGGUGAAGCUCCGGGUCGAAGAGCAGCUCCGCGUGUCCACGGCGAGGAGGAGCCUCGCCGACGCCGACGCGAACGCGAAUCUGAAUCCGCGUCGUUCGGGCUCGGGGUCGCCGACGCGGACGACGUGCGAACGCGAACCGAGCGGCGCGAACCUCGGGACGCGCGGCGGCGACGCGCGGGUGAGGGUCGACGCCGUCCCCGGACCGGGGGCGUACGCGGCGCCGUCGCAGUUUGACCGCGCGUCUCGAAGGAAGCAAUCGAAGCCGUCGAGGUUGCAGAACUUUAACGUGAGCUCCCCGGCUUCCUACCAGGUGGACGUGGAGACGUCGCUCUCCGCGCCGACGUGGGCGACGACGCCCGGGCCGGGGGCGUACGAGGACCCGCGCGUGCGGUUCAAGACGCGCGACGGCGAGCGGCCGUUCCGAGUCGCGAGCGCGAAGAAGACGACCGCGACCGGCGACCGGUCGCCGGCGCCGCCCGCCGCGAAGAAAUGGUUCGAGCCCGGUCCAGGGCAGUACGACCUCGGCGGCAUGGCGAAGGACGUGGACCGCAAGCUCGGGAGCAAGAACGGCGUGUUUGGGUCCUCCGCCGCGAGGUUUGGCCCGGGGAUCGUGCGCGAGCCCAGGGGGGGCGGGGUCGGCGACCGGGCCGACGACGACGCCGCGGAGUCGGCGCCGGGGACGGACGGAACGCUCGCGCGGCUGCGACGGAAAGAGACGUCCUCGUUCGCGUCGACGUCCAAGCGCGGCGGCGGGUCCGGGUCUUCCCCCGCGGCGUCGCCGUCGCCGUCGUCGUCGCCGCCGCCGCCGUCGUCGUCGUUUCAACUCGACGGCGCGCCCACGCGGCCGAGCAACCCGUAUCAAGCGCCGCCGCCCGGGGCGUACGACGUGGUGAUGAACGCGAAGUGGCUGAGGAAAGGGACGACGCGGGGGACGCUCGGCGGGGAGGCGCGGUUCAAAGAGAGCGGCGGCGCGCGCGACGCGGCGUCGUCGCCGGGGCCGGGGUCGUACGAGUGGACGACGGGGAAGAAAGCCGCGAAGGAGCGCAGCACGCCGACGCUGAGGAGCAGUUUCCGGAGCGGCACCGUGAGGUUCGGGGAGGACUUCGGGGGGGACUCGCCGGGACCGGACGCGUACGACACCGGCGGGUCGAUGAACGUGCGGUCGUUCAACGUCACCGCGCGUUGA